AUGCGUGCGUUUCUUAAGUCUUUAGAUGAGCAUGUUUGGGUAAGUGUGCAAAAUGGUUGGAAACCUCCCUCUACUAUCGUAUCAGGAACUGUUAACCUUAUCGAAAUAUCACUAUGGACUAAAGAUGAAAUAGCUGAGUGUAAUUGGAAUAGCAAGGGUCUUCAUGCUCUGUUUAUGGCCGUGUCUCCCGAAGAGUUUAGGAGAGUGUCAAUGUGUGAAACUGCUAAAGAGGUUUGGGACAUUCUUGAAACUACACAUGGGGGAACUAAAACGGUAAAGAACUCUAAGCUACAAAUGCUAACUUCUAGGUUUGAAAAAAUGAGAAUGAAGGAUGAUGAAACGUUUGACGAAUUCUAUGCUAAAUUGAAUGACAUUAUUAAUUCUAACUUCAAUCUAGAUGAGAAAAUUUCCGAAUCUAAAAUUAAAGGAAAGUCCAUAGCCCUAAAAUCCAUCAAAGAAGAUGAAUCUUCUGAUACUGAGUCAUUUAGGGACGAGGAAAUUGCAUACUUUGUUAAGAAAUUCCAAAAAGUUCUCAAGAAUAGGAGAAAACCUCAAGAUAAAAAGAGUGGAGCCCCUAACAGAUUCACAAAAGCAAAAACUGAAACGUUUAACAAUAAAGGGUCGAGUGAUAAACCACAUAAUGAAUCUGAGACCAGUGAUAGACAGGAAUCUUCUAGUAGUGAGGACGAAGGAAACUAUAUGGCAUUUGUAUCGACUGUUAAGAGUGAAUCUGAUAAGGAGAGUGACAAGGUUGAGGAAGAACUUCCAAACGAUAAUUCUAGUAGAGAUAGGAAGGGUCUAGGAUAUGUUGAGGGUAAUGCACAUGUUGUUGGACCUUCUAAGACUGUUUUUGUUUCUGCCUCUAAGAAAGUUAAUGCUGUUAGUAGUUCAAAUAAGGGUAAGAAUGUUUCGAGAGAACAGAGUCAUCAAUCACGUAGGAACUUCAUACCCAAAUACCCUCAACCACGUACCUUUGAGCCUAGGUUCAUUCCCACCUGUCACCACUGUGGAGCCUUAAGACACACUAGGCCUAGAUGCUAUAGGUUAGGGAAUGAGCAUAAAAAUCUGAACAUUCCUAGUAAGGUUAGCUUUCUGUCUAAUCAGGUUAAUCAUUUAACUGAGAUGCUUACUAAGCUUACUAGGAGUACUUUAUCAUCUAAGAAAGUUUGGGACAAAAAGGGUGAUCUAGCUAGACAUUCAGGUCAAGAAAAGUGUUUUGUUGCUCAUAUUGCAUUGAAAGCCCAAAAUUACAACAUGUGGUACCUAGAUAGUGCAUGUUCUAGGCAUAUGUGUGGUAAUAAGGGUUUAUUCACUACUCUUGAUGAAUGUAACGGUGGUAUGGUUACCUUUGGAGAAGGGGAUUCUGCACCUAUUCUUGGCAAAGGUACUGUACAAAUACAUGGUUUACCUGUGAUCUCUAAUGUGCUUUAUGUGGAAGAGAUGAGUGCUAAAAUUGAUGUGAGUGAACUCUGGCACAAAAGAUUAGGUCAUUUGAACUAUAAGAGUCUAGUACAACUGGCUAAGAAAGAAUUGGUAGAUGGUUUGCCUAAGAUAGGUCCUAGUGAAAAUGUUGUGUGUGGACCAUGUCAACUAGGUAAACAACUUAAGGGGAACCAUAAGAAGACUUCAAAAAUUCUGACCAAAAGACUCCUAGAAUUGAUACACAUGGAUUUAAUGGGACCAUCUAGGACUGAGAGUUUAGGUGGUAAGCAAUACAUUCUUGUUGUGGUAGAUGACUUCUCGAGAUUCACAUGGAUAGAAUUGCUUAGGGAAAAAUCUGAUACAUGUGAUCUCAUAAAGUCUUUGUGUAAACGGCUUAGCAAUGAACUAAAUCUCAAAGUGUCUAGAAUGCGUAGUGACCAUGGAAAAGAGUUUGAGAAUUUUAAUCUUGAUAGUUUCUGUAUGGAUGAAGGGAUAUUGCAUGAGUUCUCUUCUCCUAUCACUCUUCAACAAAAUGGGGUGGUUGAAAGGAAGAAUCGG
Molecule: messenger RNA, 1980 nt
Organism: Olea europaea var. sylvestris
Lineage: Eukaryota; Viridiplantae; Streptophyta; Magnoliopsida; Lamiales; Oleaceae
Exons: 6
Biological process (GO): DNA integration
Molecular function (GO): nucleic acid binding
Source: RefSeq, a predicted model, not a curated record